Dipodomys ordii (Ord's kangaroo rat) is the source of this 942-nucleotide messenger RNA. RefSeq names its product olfactory receptor 8K3-like. The record is from RefSeq and is a predicted model, not a curated record. The transcript has a single exon. Bases 1 to 942 code for a protein of 313 amino acids. Gene Ontology annotation, molecular function: odorant binding; olfactory receptor activity; G protein-coupled receptor activity. Gene Ontology annotation, biological process: sensory perception of smell; G protein-coupled receptor signaling pathway. Lineage: Eukaryota; Metazoa; Chordata; Mammalia; Rodentia; Heteromyidae. Gene Ontology annotation, cellular component: membrane.
AUGGAGACACACAACUUCACGGUGGUGAGAGAAUUCAUCCUGAUGGGCAUCACGGAUCGUCCUGAGCUGCAGGCGCCAUUGUUUGUGCUGUUCCUUGCCAUCUAUAUGGUCUCCGUGGUGGGCAACUUGGGAAUUAUCACCCUUACCAAGGUGGACUCCAGGCUACAGACUCCAAUGUACUUUUUCCUCAGGCACCUGGCUCUCACAGAUCUUGGUUAUUCUACCGCUGUAGGACCCAAAAUGUUGGUCAAUUUUGUUGCAGAGCGAAAUGCAAUCUCCUACUAUCUUUGUGCUACUCAGCUAGCAUUCUUUCUGGUGUUCAUUGGUAGCGAACUUUUCAUCCUGUCGGCCAUGUCCUAUGACCGCUACGUGGCCAUCUGUAACCCACUGCUCUACACCGUUGUCAUGUCACAAAGGGUGUGUUGGGUCCUGGUGGCAAUUCCCUAUCUCUAUUGCACAUUUGUGUCUCUUCUAGUCACCAUAAAGAUUUUCACUCUGUCCUUCUGUGGCUAUAAUGUUAUUAAUCAUUUCUUCUGCGACUGUAUUCCCUUGAUAUCUUUGCUCUGCUCAAAUACGAAGGGAAUCGAAUUUAUAAUCAUGAUCUUCGCAGCAUUCGAUUUGCUUAUCUCCCUUCUGAUCGUCCUUGUGUCCUAUCUGCUCAUUCUCAUAGCCAUUCUGAAGAUGAAAUCUGCUGAGGGCAGGCGCAAGGCUUUCUCCACCUGCGGAUCCCAUCUGACUGUGGUCAUUGUCUUCUAUGGAACUCUGAUAUUUAUGUAUGUGCAACCUGAGUCUAGUCACUCGAUUGAUACCGAUAAAGUAUCUUCUAUAUUUUAUACCUUGGUCAUUCCAAUGUUGAAUCCCUUGAUAUACAGCUUGAGAAACAAAGAUGUAAAAUGUGCCCUACAAAGGACAAGGGAAAAUAUAUGCAAAUUUUUUUCUUAA